Molecule: messenger RNA, 936 nt
Organism: Sardina pilchardus (European sardine)
Lineage: Eukaryota; Metazoa; Chordata; Actinopteri; Clupeiformes; Clupeidae
Gene: kxd1
Product: KxDL motif containing 1
Exons: 5
Coding region: 144-680 (178 amino acids)
Biological process (GO): lysosome localization
Cellular component (GO): BORC complex
Source: RefSeq, a predicted model, not a curated record
CUCCUAAAGGAAGUGUCUUCAGCUUACUGUCAGUGCUUGGUGGUGCUCUCAAACAAAUGUUACCGUGUUUACGGUGUUCGCGGAUACCGACUUGCCCUAAUUAUAUGAUUCUAAGGUACUAAAUACACAUUAUAGGGUUUCCAAUGGAUCCAACUGCCUCGGGUGUCUUUUGCAGCAGAAUGCUUAGCAUGGUCAACUCUGAGGAUGUAAAUGCUAUCAUUCAAGCACAAAGACAUAUGCUUGACCGUUUCGAGAAGACUAAUGAAAUGCUCAUCAACUUCAAUGGCUUGUCCAAUGUGAGACUUCAGCAGAUGAAUGAUAACUUUCUAGUUCACACUCGGACUCUGCUUGAGAUGAAGAAAGAUCUAGACAGCAUAUUCAGGAGGAUAAGGACAUUAAAAGGAAAGGUCUCUAAGCAGUACCCUGAAGCAUUUAGCAAUACUCAUGAAUCCACCGUCCUUGAGGAAGAGGAUGAAGACUUUGAUCCAGUCCCGCCCAGUGUGGCAACAACUACAACCACUGCCACUUCGGAACAGAGCACAGAAUCUUGUGAUUCAAGCCCUGAUGUUAUCUCCCCAACUGUAAGCCGUUGCUCUGAUGACCUCUCCCAAGAGCAGCCAGAAACCCCUACACUUAACAGCCCUGAGAGAACUGAGCUACAGGAUGAAGGUCCAGAUUAAUCAGAAAAAUAUGGUCUAUUAUAAUAACUUGCUAAUAAAAUGUUUUGAUCUGAUGAUGUUUGCUAAGACUGGAAACAGAUAGUGUAGAUGCUGUGGCCAUGCAGUCACUUGCUGCAGUUUUUGUAAAAAAUGUAUUGUGGUGACCAUGCUAAGGUGUACUCAGUGUAAUGUUGUUCCUCAUAUUUAUGUCCAGUAUUGGCCAUUUGUGGUAAAAGCAUGAAUUUAUUUAUUUAAUAAAUAAAGACAACUAAGCCUG